This is a messenger RNA of Glycine soja, 747 nucleotides long. RefSeq lists its product as uncharacterized. Gene Ontology annotation, molecular function: nucleic acid binding; RNA-DNA hybrid ribonuclease activity. Bases 1 to 747 code for a protein of 248 amino acids. Lineage: Eukaryota; Viridiplantae; Streptophyta; Magnoliopsida; Fabales; Fabaceae. The record is from RefSeq and is a predicted model, not a curated record. The transcript is spliced from 3 exons.
AUGGCACCGGAGGACAUGGACAAGAUGGUCUUUGUCACCCUAUGGGGAACUUUCUGUUACAAAGUGAUGUCCUUUAGGCUCAACAACGUUGGGGCAACUUACCAGCGGGCUAUGGUAGCAUUAUUCCAUGACAUGAUGCACAAAGAGAUUGAGGUCUAUGUGGAUGAUAUGAUUACCAAGUCAAAGACCGAGGAUGAACACCUUUCAGGAAAGUUGCUCGGUUUUAUCGUGAUCCAAAAAGGGAUAGAGGUAGACCCUGACAAAGUGAAGGCCAUCCUCAAAAUGUCCGAGCCACCCACCGAGAAGCAGGUCCGAGGCUGUGGAGUUGGGGCGGUUUUGGUUACCCCCGACGAUCAAUGUAUACCCUUCACGGCUAGGUUGGGUUUUGACUGCACAAACAACAUGGCUAAGUAUGAGGCGUGCGCCCUUGGGAUCCAAGCGGCAAUUGACUUCAAGGUCAAGUUGCUCAAGGUAUAUACGGACUCAGCCUUGGUAAUCCACCAGUUGAGAGGAGAAUGGGAGACCAAUGAUCAUAAGUUGAUACCCUACCAAGCCUACAUCCAGAAACUGACAGAGUUCUUCGAUGACAUAUCCUUUCAUCACAUUCCUAGAGAGGAGAAUCAGAUGGCUGAUGCCCUUGCCACUCUAGCAUCCAUGUUCCAACUCACCCUGCACGGGGAUUUUCCAUACAUCGAAUUCAGAUGUCGCGGCAAGCCCGCACACUGUUGCUUGAUAGAAGAAGAGUAA